Molecule: messenger RNA, 2036 nt
Organism: Dacryopinax primogenitus
Lineage: Eukaryota; Fungi; Basidiomycota; Dacrymycetes; Dacrymycetales; Dacrymycetaceae
Product: ARM repeat-containing protein
Exons: 6
Coding region: 53-1819 (588 amino acids)
Biological process (GO): protein dephosphorylation
Cellular component (GO): cytoplasm; protein phosphatase type 2A complex
Molecular function (GO): protein phosphatase regulator activity
Source: RefSeq, a predicted model, not a curated record
AACUUGCAUACGUUCUCGCAACCUAUUCUUAUACAAAACUCUACGAUCGGAGAUGGACUCGGACGAAUUGUAUCCCAUUGCCGUCCUUAUCGACGAACUCAAGGCGGAAGACAUCAACCUACGACUCAACGCUAUACACCGCAUAUCCACCAUCGCGCUCGCCCUCGGUCCGCAGCGUGCGCGAGAGGAGCUUGUUCCUUUUCUUCAGGAAAGCCUCGACGAUGAGGACGAGGUUCUGCUUGCGCUAGCAGACGAGCUUGGGAGGGGAUUGGAGGAUCAGUUAGGUGGAAAGGCGUUUGCGUAUCUAUUGCUGGGACCGCUAGAGAACCUCGCUACGGUGGAAGAGACGCUCGUUCGAGAGAAGGCAACCGAGUCGAUGACAAAAAUCUGCGCUGUCCUCAUUCCCCCACAACACGAAGAGUAUUUUGUCCCUCUUGUGAAGCGACUGUCUUCUGGGGAAUGGUUCACAAGCAGAACCUCCGCUUCUGCACUUUACGCGCCCGUUUAUCCCUUCGUUAGCGAACCCACCAAGGCUGAGCUUCGCAAGGGUUUCCACCAGCUCGGGGCCGAUGAUACCCCUAUGGUGCGCAGGGCUGCUGCGAAGCACCUUGGGCCUUUCACGAAAACCCUUGCGAAGGAACAUGUCGUUACCGACGCCAUCCCUGUGUACCGCCGACUGGCAGCCGACGACCAGGACUCGGUCAGGCUACUCACCGUUCAGGACCUCAUAAUUAUUGCACAAUUGCUGGAUAGUUCGCAGGUAAAGGACCAGUUGCUGCCGUCGAUCAGACAGUCGGUAGGGGACAAGAGCUGGAGGGUCAGGUAUAUGGUCGGAAACAACUUCGUAGAGCUGGCAGAGGCUGUCGGCAAGGAGAUCGUACAGGAUGAGAUGGUCGGAGCAUACGUACAGCUGCUGAAGGACAACGAGGCGGAAGUCCGUACUGCUGCUGCCGGUCAACUGCCUGGGUUCAGCAAGCUCCUCGAACCCGAAGUCAUCCUCACGCGUGUCCUGCCUUGUGUCCGCGACUUGUCAACGGAUGCUUCGCAGCACGUACGGGCAGCUCUAGGGAAGGAGAUCAGCGGUUUGGCACCACUUCUCGGCAAGGAUGCCACCAUUGAGCAACUCCUCCCCCUGUUCCUUCUUCUCCUGAAAGAUGAGUUCCCAGACGUACGACUCAACAUUAUCAGCAAGCUGGAGCAAGUCAAUGCCGUCAUCGGGAUUGAUCUUCUUUCUCAGUCGCUCCUCCCUGCCAUCGUCGAGCUUGCUGAGGAUAAGCAAUGGCGCGUCCGACAAGCGAUCAUUGAAUAUAUCCCCCUGCUCGCUACGCAACUCGGCGUGCAAUUCUUCAACGAGCAGUUGAGCAAUCUCUGCAUGCAAUGGCUUGGCGAUACCGUCUUCUCGAUCCGGGAAGCUGCGAUCGUCAACCUCAAAAAGCUGACGGAGGUGUUCGGUGUCGACUGGGCGAAGACUACAAUCGUACCCAAGGUCCUUGCGAUGGGCAAUCACCCGAACUAUCUGUUCAGGAUGACAACGAUCUUCGCUAUCACGACCUUGGCACCAGUCCUGAAUCUUGAGGUCACCCGCGACCUCGUACUCACCACCGUCAUCCAGCUCGUCGGCGACCCGAUCCCAAACAUCCGCUUCAACGUAGCCAAGGCUUUGGAUGUCAUUUCGGAGAAUCUGUCCUCGUCUCCAGAGGGUCGCGAGCUUGGUCGUGCCCGAAUCUUGCCUCAACUGGAGACGCUGCGAAAUGACAACGAUCCUGACGUGAGGUACUUCGCGAUGCGGGCGCUAGAUAAGGCGGGGUCAAGGAAAUGAGGCCUGGAACCCGAAUAGAACAACUGCCCCUUAAUGAUCGAGGCUCGUGUGCGAGGUCAUCAUGAGAUUCCGGGACUUUCUGUUGAGCGAUGAGACUUGUGAUGUUUGUGUGAAUGCUGGAGAUGCAUUUAUAUACCCUUGUGCUUGUGUGCUUUUGGCGACGGGCAUAUUUCCAUUCUCUGCUGUCAUGAAGAGAAAUAGUUUACUUGAGAAUGAC